UAUCACACCCAAGCUUCAAAUUUGCCAGCAUUUUUCCCUUUCACUCUCUCAGAUCAUCACAAGUUAUCACACUUCUGGCAUGUCUUGGCUGAGUGUCAAGCUUCCCCCUGCUACAAAGAUAUGGAAAAGCUUCACCUCUAAACUCCAAAGCAAACUGCACAAGCUCCAGCGGUCAAAAGUCAUGAUCAAGAAACCCCAAAACAGGCUCAAGAAAACAACCGCCUUGCCCCGCUGUGGCGUCUGGCCUUCUCUGCUUUCUGAGAAACGCUUCGAACGUAAAAAACGGCUUGUCCAUGCACACCACGUUGAUCAUCUUCGCCACCAUCGACAAGUACGCGUCUUCGAGAAGAGAAGUACUGCACAGCUUGUAUAUGUCGAUAAACUCUUCAUAGAGCCCGGGGCUGAGCUGGUGCAAUAUGUCAAGCCACUGCAAACAAGUUGUCAGCCGAGCGCAAAGAACAUGAAGCACCUUGAUCAGCCAGCUGUAGUACUGCAGCAGCAGCAAGGUGGCAGAUUGACCGAGAAAGCUAUAUCGGGAGAUGAUAUGUGGGAGUCACUGGUGUUGGCCUCGCCUCUGCUGCGCGGCGUAGAUGAAAGAGCAGAGGAAUUCAUUGCAAGAUUCAGGGCUGAGAUGGAGGUUCAGGAGAUGUUCGCACGCGUUUCGUAGCGACUGCUUGCCUCCUACGUGUUAGAUAUAUUAGCUCCGAUAAAUCAGCAUCUGAUCAAGAUGAAUCUGUUACAGCUGUUACUUAGUUGUUGUUGUAGUUAUCUAGUGAAUCACUGCAGAUUUCUUUUGUAUUUUGUUAGUAUUCUGUUAGUAGAUGUUUAAAUAUUUGAAUACUUGUAUCUAUCUAGAUAAUGUAAUUUAAAUUACUCUGUACUCAUCUAUAUAUAUGAAUACACUCGUACAACUGGUAA
Molecule: messenger RNA, 918 nt
Organism: Carya illinoinensis
Lineage: Eukaryota; Viridiplantae; Streptophyta; Magnoliopsida; Fagales; Juglandaceae
Exons: 1
Coding region: 80-667 (195 amino acids)
Source: RefSeq, a predicted model, not a curated record